AUGAACGAGGCUGAAGAGCGUAUUACAUACAGAGUAGAGCAACUAAACGAGUAAAACGAAGAUGAUUUAUCACCUCCAUUUGUUAUUGUAGUUUAAGGAUCGAAGGAGAGUGGCAAGACAACUCUUAUUAAAUCACUUGUACAGAAUUUCACUAAGCAAAAGAUAAAUGAUGUGAAAGGAACAAUCACUUUGAGAACAAAUAAAAAUUAGAGAAUCACCUUUUACGAGUGUCCAACUGAUAUGCAGGCAAUGAUUGACUUGGCAAAAAUCGCAGAUUUGGCAUUGCUAUUGAUUGAUGCUUCUAUUGGCUUUGAAAUGGAGACCUUUGAGUUUUUGUGUCUGCUUCACAAUCACGGUAUGCCCAAUGUGAUGGGAGUCUUGACUCAUCUUGAUUACUAUAAACUCAACAAGCAACUGAGAAAGACCAAGAAGAAGAUGAAGAAGAGAUUUUGGAAGGAAGUUUACGAUGGAGCUAAGUUAUUUUAUCUUUCAGGACUGCAGGCAGAUGGAAAUUAUCCCAGAACAGAGAUUCAUAACCUAGGCAGAUUUAUUACUAUCCAGAAAAUAAAGCCUUUAAGUUGGAGAGUGUCUCAUUCUUAUGUAGUAGCAGACAGAUUUGAUGUGAUCGAGCAGACUAAUAAUCCUGACUACAAUACUGUUUCUUUCUACGGGUAUAUUAGAGGAACUUACCUAGAUAAGAAUUUGAGGAUUCACGUAAACGGGCUAGGAGACUAUGAAAUUAAAAGUAUUUAAAAGGUAGAUGACCCUUGCCCAAUAGAACUGAAAAAGACAGUAAAGUAAAAGCAACUUGAAAUAUUAGAGGAGAAAUAAGGCGGAAAAAAGAAGAAGAGAAAUCUCAAGGACAAGGAAAGAGUACUCUAUGCUCCAUUUAGUAAUAUUGGUGCAAUGAACUUUGAAAAGACAACUGGAUAUAUAACAAUACCUGAUUAGUAUGUGGUCUAUACUAAGCUAAAAGAAGACGACGGCUAGCUUGAGGGAGCAGAUAACACUCAGCCUGGAAAUGAAGGACAAUAGUUGGUGUGGAAACUUUAGGAAAUGGAUAAAACUAUGAAUGAUAAUGAUAUUGAAGAUCCUUAAUUGAUGAGUGGAAUAAAUAUUGCAGAUGACAGUGAUGAUGAUAACUGGAAACCAAAGAAUAAAAAAGAAGCAUUAAAGAUCUAAGAGUAAGAUGAACUCAUGAAUAAGUUUGAUGAACAGAGACUCAAGGAUAAGUAGAGUCUCUAUAGAGAGCGAGAAGUCUAGAGUCUAUAAUCGAUGAUUUACAAUGAAAUUAACAAAGAAGAUGAGGACUAUCAAGAAGACACUGAGUACAUUGUCGAUACCAACAGAUAUGAAGUAAGUUAGGUAAAGUUACAAAUGUAUCUUAAUAAAGAUGUCAAAAAGCUUCUUAAGUCCAAAUUCGUUACAGGACAAAGUCAAGAGCAAAUAAUGAAAAAUCUGCUAGAUAUGAGUGAUAGCGAUGAAGAGGAAAAGGAAGAUGCCAAGAAAUUGAAACAAAUGCAUAAGAAGGGCUAAAAAAUAGAGGAUUUAGAUGAAUCUAAUAGUGAUGAUGAUUCAGAUGAUGAAGAGGAUAAAAAUGGCAAUUAGAAAAAGAAAAAGAGCCACAAAGAUGAAAAAGAGGUACAGAGAAGAGAAGAAGAAAAAAAGAAAAAAGAAGUUGAUUAGAAAAAAUUAAGCAUGUUUUUGGGUGAAAGUCAUGGUCACUAUAAGAUGGGGUGCUUUGUCAGAAUUGAACUACAAGUUUAAAAGAAUUAUUCAAGAUAGCUAGUACCUGAGUAUCCAGUUGUUCUAUGUUCCCUCAAGUAGCAAGAAUUAAGCUAUGCAUACUUAAGAGUAAAAAUAAAGAAGCACAGAUGGUACCCACAUAUUAUGAAAAAUAAAGACCCACUUAUUUUUUCAAUUGGCUGGAGAAAGUUCCAGACACUCCCAGUUUAUUGUACAGAAGAUGAGAAUGAAAGAAUGCGCAUGAUCAAAUAUACUCCUAAAUUCGGGUAUUGUUAUGCAGCUUUCUAUGGGCCAUCAUUUGCAGUAGGUACAACCUUCGUAGGAGUAUAGAAACUCCAAGAUGAUUCUGGAAAAGAUGUCGCUCAUUUCAGAAUAUGUACCACAGGUGUAGUUGUUGAACUGAACACUCAGUUCAAGAUUAUGAAAAAGUUAAAGCUGAUUGGAGAGCCAUUCAAAAUACACAAAAAUACUGCUUUCAUUAAAGGCAUGUUUAAUUCUAAGCUAGAGGUGGCUAAAUUCUAAGGUGCACAGAUUAGGACAGUCUCUGGUAUCAGAGGUUAGAUUAAAAAGGUUGUAAAGGAAAAUGCUCCAGAGGGUAGUUUCAGAGCCACUUUUGAAGAUAAAAUUCUUAAAAGUGAUAUUGUUUUCUGCAGAACCUGGUAUCAGGUAGACAUUCCAAAAUUCUGCAAUCCAGUAAUUGCCUAUGGAAAGACUAGAAUGCUGAAGACACAUGCAGAGCUAAGAAAAGAGAAAAAUCUGCCAAUUCCAUCAAAAGGCCAAGACUCUGAUUACAUCAAGCACGAUGAAGUGAUCGAUUAGGAAAGAGAUGAAAGAGUUUUCGCUCCACUUUAGGUGCCUAAAGCCAUCGAAUCGAAUCUACCUUUCAAGUCCAAAUAAAAGGUCAAGGUUGUUAACGACAAGGCUGCUGUUGACACUCGCAGAAAGACUAAUCUUUUAGAUGCCUUGAAUCUGCCAACCAAGAGACCUUUCAAAAAGAUGUUUAUGAACGAUUAAGAGAAGAAAAUUUACUCCAUGGUGCAGAGACUGGCUCAUUUAGGCAAAGAAUAUGAUAAAGACAGAAAAGAAAAGAAGGUAUAGCAUGUGGCUGCAGUCAAGAAACGCUAAGCCAAGAUUGAUGAAAAGAGAUAGGAAAAAUCUAAAGAGGUCAGGAAGGAAAGAUAUAGGAAAAGUGGCAAGAAAGGGGGAUCCAGGGGCAAAGGUGCUGAGGAUUGA
Messenger RNA from Stylonychia lemnae, 2979 nucleotides. The record is from the annotation of a GenBank genome assembly. Lineage: Eukaryota; Ciliophora; Spirotrichea; Sporadotrichida; Oxytrichidae.